This is a messenger RNA of Cylindrotheca closterium, 801 nucleotides long. Lineage: Eukaryota; Bacillariophyta; Bacillariophyceae; Bacillariales; Bacillariaceae. The record is from the annotation of a GenBank genome assembly.
AUGGAGGAUGUAACAUCAGAUGGACCGGAGGAGUCCGGAGUGGACGUUGUGGUUCGCCCUCCCGCAGAUGGCCUUUUAGUCGGUAGAGGUUUACUCACACGCCAUUUCGGAAACAAAUCUCUCUAUUUCUUGGCGGUUGCAUCAGUGAGUGUUAUCACUGUGGUGGUAUUGCUGCAGAGCAAUGGGGUGGUAUUGCUGCAGAGCAAUCGGGACGUGGAUUGUACGAUGAGGAGUGGCCAUUACGAUGUUUCUACUUGCGAUCAGCACGCUCAUGAUAUAAAUGGCAUGCUGAAGGAAGAGGAGGUUUUAGUCAAAACUAUACUAUCCGAAGGUGGUUCUACAGCCGGUGUUUUUGCUGUAGAAAAAACACUUGGUGAGAUCGGUUUUAAAAGUCCAGACGUCACAGCGAGCACGAGUGUAACAUGCGUGGAUGGUGAGUAUUCUUUCUCACUUUCAGGAAACGGUUUAUUUGCGAGCGAAGUUCUUGAGGACAAACUUCCCAACAACUGUCACAUUACAGGAUUAGGUUACUAUGCGGAUGCGCCGUGUGACGAUAAUCCAGGCGUAGGGUUGUGCGACAGCGGCAUAUGGCCAGUCGACGCUUCGACGUGCCAAGCUUUGGAGGAGGCACAAGACGUUCUCAAUACAGUCGGGGUCGACGGAGAUAGUUACGCAGCGGCUAUUACUACCUAUUGUGGGCAAAAGGGCCAGAGAAACUUGAUACAAACUUGUGGCGAUGGUUAUAAGGCGGGUUGUUUUGGGGCAGCGUCGAACUUUGUAAAUGUUAGAAAUAGAAAAUAG